CAAAGAAACUUAUUUUUCUCUUGCAGUUAUCUUGAUGAUUUGGAGCGUAUCAUAUCAUCGGACUUCUUACCGACCGAGCAGGAUAUUCUUAGGGCUCGAGUACCAACCACUGGGAUCAUUGAGUACCCCUUUGAUCUGGACUCAAUCAUCUUUAGAAUGGUAGAUGUGGGUGGUCAGCGAUCUGAGCGACGGAAGUGGAUCCAUUGCUUUGAGAACGUUACUUCUAUUAUCUUCCUUGUUGCUCUCUCUGAAUAUGAUCAGAUUCUCUUUGAAUCUGACAAUGAGAACCGAAUGGAGGAAUCCAAGGCCCUCUUCAAGACUAUCAUCACCUACCCUUGGUUCCAGCACUCUUCUGUUAUCCUUUUCCUUAAUAAGAAGGAUCUGUUAGAAGAGAAGAUUAUGUAUUCACAUCUUGUGGACUAUUUUCCAGAAUAUGAUGGAGAGAAACAGGAUCAUAUUGGGGCACGUGAAUUCAUUCUCAAGAUUUAUCUAGCCCAAAAUCCAGAUCCCGACAGAAUGUGUUACUCUCAUUUUACGUGUGCUACAGGCCCAAGGAAGGAUGCCAUUGCAGCGCGAGAGUUCAUCCUACGGAUGUUUGUAGAAUUAAAUCCUGACCCUGAGAAGAUAAUCUAUUCCCAUUUCACAUGCGCGACAGACACUGAGAACAUAAGGUUCGUCUUCGCUGCUGUAAAAGAUACGAUCCUGCAGCUAAAUCUAAAAGAAUACAACCUGGUGUAACGAUGAGCUAUGCCCAGCUGGCUGAGUGUGUACACUAGGUGAAGUGACAGCAUAUCCCCUUCUCCAAUAAGGGGCUGUCGGCUAAGGGUAUCACUUCAUCACCCUUACAUGGACGUUAUAACAAGUUCUGUAAACAAGGCAGUCACAUUUGCAUCUACAAAGUCAUAUUCAGUGUCCCAAGAAAUAAAGGCUCUGUGCUUUUAUUUUUUUGUUUAUUUAUACUUUUUUUAUAACAUUUCCAAAGAUUGUGUGGGCCUUGAUAUUACUUCCAAGCCAAGCUAUCCUUUUUGGGACAGCUUUAACUGUUUGCAAAUAGCCUAAUUAGGUGAUGUUUUGAUGCCAUAUGGCCUUGAAACUUUCAGAUAUGUAGUUCCAAUUCAUGUCAUGUACGCCAUUUCCAGUCUUAAGUUGCGUACAGUGUCUGUUAAUCCAAAGUCUUACACACCUGGACGGGGUAAAUGAAUUAGUCCAAUGCCAUGACUAGUUCCAUAUGACUGUUAAAGUGCUGCCAGAAUGGCUGCCCCUACCCUCGUCCUGUGCUCAUUACCAACGCUGCCAACGAGCCUAGUGCUCACUGGUCGUAAAGGUGCUCCUUAAGCCCCAGUUCACAUGUGUGGAUGUGUGUGUUGAUUAAGACACAGCCAGCUGCUGCUACAUGUACAUAACUUGGAGCUGAUGCUAGUAUGUAUGCUGAUGAACAUCAUAGGUGAACUGACACACUCCACAACUAACGAAGUACUGCUCCAACCAAUUUUUCUUUCCUUUACAAGAAAGUUUGCUUGCCUUGCAGGUGAUUGUUAGGAUGUUUUGUGUUGGUGACUUUUGUAUAUUACACAUAAAAACAUUAUGUGGUCUAACGUUCAUCUUUAGUGUGUGAUAUUCUGUAGUUGAUAAUGAGUGGAGAUAUCCAUUAUGUAUAGGCCUGCAAAGUUUCCUGGGGGUUAAAGAAGAAAUUAGUGUUGGCUACCAAAACUUUAUGCACCUCCAAUGUUAUGCAUCUGAAUGCAAAGUGUUCAGAGCACUGAAACCAACUCUGAUGUAGCAGUCAAAUACAGUGAGUCCUAUGGCGUCCAAAGUGUGAAAAAUACAGUACUGUACAUGAGUAUGAAUGGAUAGGACAAGAGAAAAGAGAUUACAAAGUAGAAUAUCUGCAGUGACAAGAAAUAAGUACUACAGUGCUCUGCAACUACUGCCCUGUUAAUAAAAUCUGAAUAAUUCAGAUUUACUGUAUUAAUUGCUGCUGUACAUUGGAACUGUGUCUAUCCCUGCAUGGGCAUAAGUGCUUGUGAUAUGUUGGUGGUAGCAAACAUGGCUUUUACAUGUCUCAUAAGGUAACCUUUCCUAUCUGAUGAAGGCCAAAUCAGGUACUGACAAUACCCACAAAGUGACACAGAAGUUAAUAGGCGAGGUGCUACAGACUACAAGCUCUGAAAUAUCAACUGUUGCCUCGAAAAGUGCAAUUCAAAGUUAGCUAACUCGGAGCUGAGACUUAAGACUCUUGUGGCUUAUGCGAAAGUGAGCCUAGACCGGUAUUUUUGAGUAUCACUAGCCAUUUACUGAUAAUCAUGCUUGUAUGUGACGUGUGUUCAAUGCAACCUGGGCACAAGGGUGUGCCGGCAAAUGUGUCCAUUACUGUCUUCAAUGAUGGCAUGUUAAUUAUUGAUAAAAAGUGAUGGUGGUGAUUGUUGAAUGAUGGUGAUUGUAGAUGGAAGCACUAGUCAGUAUGGGUGUGGGUGAACCCAGUUGCCCACUGCUCAUGUUACUUGUAUAUAUGUGUCUGUAAUAAUAACUAUUAGGUGUAUGGGUGCUGAGAAGGCUGGCAAAAACCUCAAUGGAUUGCCAGUGAAGAGAAGGUAGUGAGUGGGCACAUGCAGAGAGUAAAUGAAAAAGCCAUGGACAAAAACUUUCAAAAAGCUUGGCACACCCUAGCAAAAGGGCUGUGUGCAAAUUCUAGUCUCUUGUGCCAUCAGGUGUUUCUUACUAGACGGGCCCAUUCUGUUUUGGGCUGGUCUGAACCUGGCCAUCGUGGCAGACAAACACGGAUCAGCUGGUCAGGGAGAGAAAACCCAUAAAUGACAGCUGAGCAGAGCAGGCAAAGUUGUUCAUGACGAAACUUUGUCUGCAGCGUAGACUUAGCUCAAUUCCCAGCCAUGUGAGGUACGAUGAGAUGUACGCAUGGCCCGUGUGCUUCUGCUUACAGGUUCUGCCAUGUUUGUUGGGCUGCUUGUAUAAUUAGUAGAGACUAUUGUAAUUACACACAGCCCUUGAAAAAGAGCCUUUACCUUCCAAUCGUUUGUACACUUGUUGUUAUAUUCUAUUAACUUCAGGUUGCAUUUUGUCUAUUGUUUGUAGUAUGUACAGAACCAGUAAGGUAUUAUUUUUAUUCAUUAUCAUUACUUUUAUGGACUGGAAAGAAUGUGUUGACAAGUAAUUAUCAAUGAUGUGUAUUCAAAAAGACUUGUACUAAGGUUUAAAGAAACUGAAAACCCCGUAUGUACCAAAGUAUAACUUGACUUUAUUUUUGAAGUGGCCGAUAUGUUGCACGCGGCAGCAGUGGGCGGGAAGGCAACCACAAUGCCACCCUACCUGCCACCUUGCCCUGGUUUAUAGCUUUUAGUCUUGCCUCCCGCCUUGCCCGCCCUGGGUCUUCCCCUGGCCCUGGGGGGCAUGGCGGCUUAGGCCCCAGGGCAUCAGUGGCAUGGGGGGGCCAAGGCCCCAGUCUCCCCCCUGAAGGACCCCGGCCCCUCCCUGGCCUGUUGUUAUUGACGGGAUGUCGCCAUUUCUAGCCAAGAAAUGGCUACAAUUGACAACAUCUUGCCUUGCCUUCUUCCUACUGCCUAACCAUCACUCAGCGGUGACUGGUUGGACAUAGGUGUGUGGGCAGAAGAUGGCAUAACCUUAAGGUCAACAAACCCACUUCUGCCUACACCACCGCCCGUCUUCCGCGUUGCUUCACCCACACCAACUCGGCUCACUACUAUCUACUAAGCUUCAGAUUAAAAGAAUAAGGAGGGAUUUGUGUUUUAAGAAUAAAUAUUUAUUGAAAUGAA
Cherax quadricarinatus is the source of this 3788-nucleotide messenger RNA. The record is from RefSeq and is a predicted model, not a curated record. NCBI's taxonomy places the organism in Eukaryota, Metazoa, Arthropoda, Malacostraca, Decapoda, Parastacidae.